UAUUUAUUUAUUCCAAAAGAGCCAUCGACGUUUCUGGAACCGAUUUCCCAAAGUCAAGCCCUAGUCUCUCUUCCAUCGUCUGCAUUCCUUUCCCUCCCCCCUUGUCAGAAUCUCCCAUUGUUCAGAUUUUUCUUUGGAGAACUUGCCGAUAAUUUAGGUUCUGAGGUUUUCCCAUAUUGCACAUAAGAUGUACUUCCGACCAUCAUCAUACCGAAAUGCAGUUAUUGAGUUAGUUUUCUUUUAUAAAUGGACUGCAAGAAGUUUAUUCAAUUGGUUGAGGAGAAAAAGAAGAGAGCUUUGGAGAAAAAAGAAGCCCUUUUGAAAUGGGAACAGAAGCUAGAAGUUGCUGCAAAGGCAAAGGCAGAUGCUGAGGCAAAAAAGGAGAGGUCAAAGAGUGUAAAGCACAAAAGGUCUGUUUCUGAAUCUGAUACUGAUCCUGAGAGCCACAGUAGUUAUGGACGAAGAAAAAGGAGGAGGAGAACCCACAAAAAGCAUCAGAAGCAUUCUCACUAUGAUUCAGGUGAGUGUGAGAAGAAAGAGGACAAGAAGUCAAACCGAAAGCUGAAGAGACGAUCAUCAUCAGGCUCUAGUGAUGAUAGCAGUGAUGAAUGUGAUAGUGGUUAUGAAGAAGCAAGGAGGAAAAUGCGGAGCCAAAGAAGAUGGAAGUGUCAUGAUUCAAGAUCAGAUUUAGAAUCUUUUGAUUCUUCAAAUGAUGACAAUGAUGAUAUAGUCAAAAGAAGUCAUGUAAAGCACCACAUAUGCCGUCGGGGUUCAGAGGCUAAUGAUUCAUAUACUUCAAGUGGUGAGGAUGAUAAUAGAAUUUGGAAGAGAAGUCAUGCUACACGCCACAAAUGCCAUCAGCCCUCAGAGUCUAGUGCUUCAGAAUCUUCAAGUGAUGAAGUUGAUGGUGCACCAAGAAGGAAAAGCUAUGCAAAAUGCCAUAAGCGUCGUCAUAGUGUUAACCGUAGAUCCCUAGAUUCUGAUGAUGAGAGAGGUUAUCGAAGGAGUCGAUCUUCAGGAAAGUCAUCAGAUGAUGGUCAUGAGUCCAGGCAUAAGAAAAGUGGUCAUCACCCUUAGCGUCACCAUCACUAUCACAAACAUCAACUGCAGUCUUAUGAGAAAAAUCUACAUCAGCAGUCUAAAGUGAAGAAUCAAGUGUUUGAGAAUUCAGCUGAACCAAAUGGAAAGAAUCAUGAAGAUCUCGAAUGUUGAGAAACGCCAAAAGAGAACGAGAAAAAUAUUGCUCAUGAUCAUCAAAAUUGAUAGAUAGAACCCCGUUCUAAUUUUUGACUAGUAGUCUAUUAGUUGAUUGGUUGCAUAUGUUAGAAAUGGUUUUACCUAGACUACAGUUACAGUUACCUUUUUAUUGGUGAUGAAAUUUGUGGAAGACUUUGUGAAAUUUCUUUGUGGUCAGGUCUUACAUUUUAAGUGUCUGCUCUAUUCAAAGGUUGAUUCGGAAGUUUAACUAAAUUUAUCUUUACAAAUUGUAUGCGGUGGUAGUCACCGACUCAUUAAGACUCUGUAUGGGUUUGUAAAUGCGAUUCUUUGUAGUGCCAGCAGUUUGGAUGGCA
Theobroma cacao (cacao) is the source of this 1571-nucleotide messenger RNA. Its product is annotated as FAM133-like protein. The record is from RefSeq and is a predicted model, not a curated record. NCBI's taxonomy places the organism in Eukaryota, Viridiplantae, Streptophyta, Magnoliopsida, Malvales, Malvaceae.